AUGGUGAGACUCCAUAACCUUGGCCUGCAGGCACAGGUUCACGUCGGUGGCAAGGCCGCCACAGAGUACGACGCCCCUUCGGAGAACGCAGCAGCCAAAUCACCUCAGAUACUAAAGCCGCUGUCGGUCACCAAGUACAUCGAGUGCUUCAACGACGCCGAGUUCAGCGUUGCGCUCAGCGUGUCAAACCACUAUGGGUUUGACGCUCCAGUCCCUCACAUGCUCAACAUCGCAAUCUAUGUCGACGGCAACUGGGUCACAGGCGAGAUGUGUCGCAUGGACCAGACUGAGCUCCAGCCGUGGAAGGCGAUCGUCCAUGGUCGCUCGCUCAUCAAGGGAAAGGGCAAGGGAAGAGGCCAGGGCAAGCAAGGAAUUCAGACCUUCAAGUUCAAGUCGAUCAAGACGGUGGACGACGACGACUCGAUUCGCGUUGACUCAGACUGCCGCGCAGCUGUGAACAUGGGCACCGUCGACAUCAAGUUCUUUCGCGUGCAGGUGAAUGGCUCGAGCGAGAAGUACAUGAACAAUCUGCUGGGUGCUAAGAACUUGGAGCUGGCCGAGAAGGCACUCAAAGGUCGUACUGUCUCGCAUGGAACCACGUUCUCGGAUUUCGUCGAGCUCGAUAAACCGAAACCGCUCUUGUCGUCCAAGUGCGCUCUGAUAUAUGGUGACAACGGUCCCUUCGCUACGAUCAAGUUGAUCUAUCGGUCGAAAGAUGCUUUGAUCAAAGAGGGCAUUGUUUCCCGACCGCCCAACCCACGCGCGGCAGCCUUAGAGCUGCAGCGAAUCGAGGAACUGUCUGAGGACCAGCUGCGUCUGCUCUUGGAGAGACUGAAAAAAGUUAGCACCGCCCACGUCUCCCAGUCCGCAGCGUUGUCGUCCCCGGACUUGUCGCGACUCCAGACUCCCAUAACCAAUCGCGACGGUCUAGGAGCCUCUAUCAGUCGGUUCAUGGACCGACCCGGAACUGCCCCGCCUCGAAUGCCCGUUCACAUAGAUCUUUCACGAGCAGCAUCCCAGGCACGUAAGGUCUCAGGAGGGGAUUACCGCUCCACCCACCCUCGCGUGCAGACUGAGACGCCCCGAAUUAUGCAGAGCAUCGAGAGACCCCCUGACCUGACCCACGUGUACCAGCUGCCGCUGAUGCCGUUGACGCCGCCGCUGCAGUCCCGAUCUCAGUCGCAAUCUCAGGACGAUCUAGACCGGGGCUCGAUGAAGCCGGAGCGCGGCUCUGUGGUCAAGCGCGAGUACGAUGACACUGGAGACCUGAAUGUCCUGCGACCGGCUGCUCGGCCUGCGAAGCGCAUUCUCAUCGAUGGCAAGAUUCGAGAGGUCGUCUCCCUGCUCGACGAUGACGACGAGUGA
Messenger RNA from Neoarthrinium moseri, 1365 nucleotides. RefSeq lists its product as uncharacterized. The transcript is spliced from 6 exons. Bases 1 to 1365 code for a protein of 454 amino acids. The record is from RefSeq and is a predicted model, not a curated record. Lineage: Eukaryota; Fungi; Ascomycota; Sordariomycetes; Amphisphaeriales; Apiosporaceae.